AGUUGUCUUUGUUUGAAAACUACAAAACAUGAGGAAAUUUCUAAUAGUUAUUAGUCUUGCAGCUGUUAUUGCCGCUAUAUCGGCUACCGAUUAUUGCUCCAGUACACUUUGCAUAAUAGGUCCACAUAUAGCCUGUGGACAUAAUGGACAAUUUUCUUCUAAUUGCCCCCACGAUGUUGCCAUGGUUCCCAUGACAGAUUCUUUGAAACAAUUGAUUGUUGAUGGUCACAAUGCGAAACGUAAUUUCAUUGCUGGUGGUGGUGAUGUUAAUCACAAACCAGCUUGUCGCAUGGCCACCAUGCAAUGGGAUGAUGAAUUAGCUUAUUUGGCCAGUUUGAAUGUGAAACAAUGUGAUAUGAAACAUGACACCUGUCGCAACACUGACCAAUUCCGAUUUGCAGGACAAAAUAUUGCCUGGAUCCCUUUCCGUGGUCCCAUUGAUAACGAGGCAAGAUUUAACGAAGCCAUUGAAUUAUGGUACUCUGAAGUGGCUAAUUCUAAACAAGAAUAUAUCGAUUCAUUCCCAGUGGAACAAUUAUAUUCAAUUGGCCACUUCACUGCUAUGAUGACUGAUCGUAACAUACGUGUGGGAUGCGCAGCCACCACAUAUUAUACUUCUUCUGAAAGUAUUUUCAAAACAUUCUUGGUGGCUUGCAACUAUGCUUCUGGUAAUCUGCCAAAUGUCCCUAUAUAUGUUAAAUGUGAUAGACCUGCUAAAGAAUGUUCAACUGGCAAUAAUCCAUCUUAUCCUAACUUGUGUUCCGUCAAUGAACAUUUUGAUGCUAAUUAUGGUUAUAAUUAAUUUUGUGUAAAAUUAUUUUUUUAAUUAAAGUUGUUUGUAAAAUGU
Messenger RNA from Lucilia sericata (common green bottle fly), 847 nucleotides. RefSeq names its product antigen 5 like allergen Cul n 1-like. The transcript is spliced from 3 exons. Lineage: Eukaryota; Metazoa; Arthropoda; Insecta; Diptera; Calliphoridae. Bases 29 to 802 code for a protein of 257 amino acids. The record is from RefSeq and is a predicted model, not a curated record.